This is a messenger RNA of Oncorhynchus nerka (sockeye salmon), 2755 nucleotides long. Its product is annotated as transformer-2 protein homolog alpha-like. The record is from RefSeq and is a predicted model, not a curated record. The transcript has 8 exons. Gene Ontology annotation, biological process: positive regulation of mRNA splicing, via spliceosome. Lineage: Eukaryota; Metazoa; Chordata; Actinopteri; Salmoniformes; Salmonidae. The coding region runs from base 1105 to 2016 and encodes 303 amino acids. Gene Ontology annotation, cellular component: spliceosomal complex. Gene Ontology annotation, molecular function: RNA binding.
UUGACUUGCUCAUGCGUCAGUGAAUGCGGCGUUAAAGAAACGGAAGCGAGUAGCAGUGUUUCGCUUCACUUGAUAACAUUGUUAGUUAACUAUAAUAAACCAGUUAAAUAUAUAUCGUUUAAGUUUCUAUCGACAAGAAAUGAGCGACAACGAAAAGGAUUUUGGCGAGCGGGUUGAGUUGGGAAGAAGCAAAAUGGCGGAAGAAGUUUCAGAUAUGAAGUUUGAAGUUGUUAAAGGGCAUAUUUGAUGAAGCUGAUGGUGUUGAUGCAUGCUAAUGUAAAAUGAAGCUGGCAGAAGCGAGCGGCCACUCUGUCCACUGGUAGAGUGAUGUAAUGGCAGAAAUCAAAUGGGAGGAAGGAAGUGGGGGAAGAGGAGAGAAAAAUGAAGUCAGAAAUGGUGUGAAACGGAAGAAAGAAGAAAAGAGAUGGUUGUUUUGAAGUUAUGAAGUUAAAGAAGUGAUGAAGUUAUGAGAAGUGUUCGGGGGUAUGGUUAAUUCCCUAUAGCCUGCUAUGUUAUUACUACAAUCCUAUUUCUCUCUCCCUCUCCUUCUGUUUUCUAAAGCAGUGUUUCCCAAGCCAUCCCUCAAGGACCCCCAUUCAUUACACCUGUUUGUUCUAUUCCACCACUGGUACACCUGAUUCAACAAAAUCUCAAGCUCUUUCUCAAAUUGAAUCAGGUGUACUAAAACAGAAAUGUGCGACAGUUGGGGUCUCCCUGAGGGAUGGCGUGAGAAACACUUCUUAAGCAUGCAUGCCAACUGUUCCUCCAUCUCAGACACAUUACCUAGUCCUCAACACGCAAGGUUAAACUCUGCUACGCUGCCUAGAGUGUAAGAGAACAAUCCGCUCAUCAUAGAACUGUGUUAAGAUUAACUAGAUUAACACCUACUUUAAUUAAUCCUAUAUGAUAUCCUCUGGUCGCCUGUAACAGGCAGAUCUAGUUACAACAAAUACCUGUCGUUAAUGAAAUGUUAUCAUUUUUUUUUCUUAAACUACUGGAGCUGAAAUAUAAGAGGGGCCUGUAGCAGGUUUGAGCGAGGUUCCUUCUGUACCUCCUCUCUCUCUAUCCUGACCAUUUCUAUGUUUUGAUUCUGAACUGUGUUUUAUGUGUAUCUGGCCCGAUCAGGAUUCGCGGUCCGCUUCCAGGAGUGUGAGCCCAAGGGGUUCUGGGAAGUCUGCCAGCCGCUCCCCGGCCCAUUCCCCAGCCCGCUCCAAAGAUGGCUCCAGACACUCCAGGUCUAAGUCCCACUCCCGAUCCCGCUCCAAGUCCAGGUCUCGUUCCCACAGAAGCUCCCGCAGGCAUUAUUCCCGCUCUCGCUCCCGUUCCCACCGCCGCCGUUCCCGUAGCCGUUCCCGAAGCGGGGAAUACCGCCGCCGUCGGAGCCACAGCCACUCCCCCAUGUCCAACCGCCGCAGGCACAUUGGCAACCGGGCCAACCCGGACCCGAACUGCUGCCUGGGUGUGUUUGGUCUGAGCCUGUACACCACAGAGAGAGACCUGAGAGACGUGUUCUCUAAGUACGGCCCCCUGGCUGACGUCAGCAUCGUCUACGACCAGCAGUCACGACGCUCCCGCGGCUUCGCCUUCGUCUACUUCGAAGUCCGAGAGGACGCCAAUGAGGCUAAGGAGAGAGCUAAUGGAAUGGAGUUGGAUGGACGGAGGAUCAGGGUCGAUUUCUCAAUCACCAAACGACCACACACUCCUACCCCUGGGAUAUAUAUGGGACGGCCCACAUAUGGUGGCGGCGGCGGCAGCAGCAGCAGCGGAGGCGGUGGUGGUGGAGGAGGAGGAGGAAGUGGCGGCGGCCCCAGCUCAAGCUCAUCUCGCCGUAGCUCGAAGGAUUAUGACCGCGGCGGUGACCGUGGUUACGACAGAGGCUAUGACCGUGGCUACGAUCGUUAUGACGACCGAGAGUGCUACAGGUCCUACAGACGCAGGUCUCCGUCCCCGUACUACAGCCGAGGGACCUACCGGUCUCGCUCCCGCUCGCGGUCUUACUCCCCACGCCACUACUGAGAAGAGGAGCAAGAUGAUACUUUUUGUGGGGUUAGGGCCAAGGGUGGGGUGCAUAUCUGGGGAAGUUAGGGAAAUGGUAAAGGAUAUAAUUGUGAACUUGAUAAACAGUCAUAUUUUUUGUUUAUUUUAGUUACAUUUAUUCAGUAGGUGGAUUUCUGUACAUGAGCUUCUGUCAGUCUUGCCCGUUGUGUUUAGAGAAGCUGUCGAUUUGUUAAUCCAAGGUUCUCCCCAGGAUUUUUUUAAAAUGGGGGUGCUGCUGAGUACAGCGAACACCUGUAAUUCCCAUUUCCUGCAAUCAAGAGCACAUUUCGGUAGGGUUAAAUUUUACAUAGUGGCGCAGCCAGUCCACAAGGUGUCGCAGCACCCCUCUUACAUUCUUUGGGGAGAACCCUGUUUAAUCCAUCGGAUCUGUAUUUUGUAUCACCAGGCUCCUUUUUACUGGGUAGAUGUGUUGAAGUACAGUGAUAUUUAGUGCACGAUAGGUUCUAGGGGAGAGGGCCCAAGGUAAAUGCAGCUCUAGGAUCUGAUUACCUUACCCCCAAUUCUAACCUUAACCAUUAGGUUGAUUAAAAAAUAUCUCACCCUUUAUCAGUGGUUAGGGGGCAACUUCUUCCUCCUGUAUGUUUGGGAGAAGAGCCAAGAGCUAGAAGCUCUACCCUAGUUCAAUGCUGUGUGUAUGGGUGUACCAUGAUUUUAAGUCUGCAGUAUUCCAAGCAAUAAUAAAACUGCAUCUUUUCAA